AUGACUUGCGGAAUCUCAUGUGUGGACAAUGCGCUUAACAAAUCUUUUUUUAAGCUGGGUCUCUUCAUAGGAAGACAUCCUGGCUAUUUUCUGAUCGUACCGGUGCUACUAGCACUCUUGUGUAUGACUGGAUUUCAGCAAAUAAAAUACGAAAUUGAUCCAGAGUAUUUAUUCUCACCUAUUCGGGGUGAGGGCAAAUCGGAACGUGCCAUCGUUGAGAGUUAUUUCAAGGUUAACUAUACGCACCGUUUCAACGUUGGCAGAAUUACUCGACCGGGACGUUUUGGUCGAGUAAUUGUCAUCUCAAAGGACGAACACAAUAAAAAUUUGUUACGAAGUGAAGUUUGGCGGGAGUUACGACUACUAGAUGGAGUAAUACAAAAUGCUACUGUUCACUAUGACGGAGAAACCUUCACCUACCGAGAAGCAUGUGCUCGAUGGGAAAAUGAAUGUUUUACGAACGAUAUUCUUAAUUUGGAUAAAAUUAUCGAUGAAGUUGAAGCAGGUGACUUGAAUCUUACCUUUCCAGUCAUGUUCAAUCCGGUAACGUGGGAUGCGCAUGUAUUUCCGGUAUUCUUUGGGGGAACACAGGUAUCGGAAGAUAAUCUCAUCAUUUCAGUGCCAUCGCUACAGCUGGUAUAUUUUGUAACGGCUGAUUCGAAACGUCAGGAUGCUCGUGGUGCAGCUUGGGAAGAAGCCUUCCUAGAAGCUGUUGGGUAUGCGGAAGAUAAUGAAGUAUUUAAAUAUAUCACAGUUGCGCGUUUUGCUUCGCGGACUCUUGAUCAUGAACUUGAACGAAACACGAGAACUGUAAUUCCAUAUUUUAGCUCAACAUUUAUUUUGAUGAUAGCAUUCAGCGUCAUUACAUGCAUGAUGGGUGACGUGGUACGAUCCAAACCGUGGCUAGGGUUGAUGGGUAACGUGUCAGCUGUAAUGGCAACCUCUGCUGCCUUUGGAUUGGCCAUGUAUCUGGGCAUCGAGUUCAUCGGAAUCAAUUUGGCGGCACCGUUUCUUAUGAUUGGUAUCGGGAUCGAUGACACCUUCGUCAUGUUAGCAGCAUGGCGACGAACGUCCGUGAAGCUAUCCGUCCCGGAACGCAUGGGUCAUAUGAUGUCUGAGGCGGCUGUUUCUAUCACUAUCACCUCACUGACCGACAUGAUUUCUUUUUGGAUUGGCAUCCUAAGUCCUUUUCCGUCAGUUCAAAUUUUCUGUGCUUACAGCGGCUUCGCUGUGUGCUUUACCUAUCUGUGGCACAUCACGUUCUUCGCCGGUUGCAUGGCCGUUUCUGGGCACUGUGAGUUUAAAAAUCUACAUGCCAUCUUCGGAUACAAGGUUCUCCCGGAAUCGGUUGCUAUAAAAGAAAAUCGAUCGUGGCUCUUUCGAAAACUCAACACGGGUGGAAUCAACCGGGAAGAUCCUGAUAAUCCCAUUGAUAAUCGUGAACAUGUUCUGAUGGCUUUCUUUCGCGAAAAAAUGGCAUGCUUACUAAACAAGGGAUGGACCAAAACUAUAAUUUUGGUUAUAUUUGCUGCUUAUCUGGGAGGUGCCUGUUUUGGUCUAACCAAGAUCAAAGAAGGCCUGGAGCGUCGAAAACUUUCCAAAGCAGACUCGUACUCAGUAAAUUUUUUUGAUUUGGAAGACGAGUACUAUCGAGAGUUUCCAUACCGUAUACAGGUGAUUGUCACUGGCAAUCUCAACUACUCUGAUCCUCAUACGCAGAUGCAAAUUGAGGACUUGAUGCAAUCACUUGAGAACACCUCCUAUGUCACUUCACCGUUAUAUAGCGAAUCAUGGUUACGGUCAUUCAUUUCAUACGUAGAUCGGAACAACGACUAUCUAAAUCUGACCCUAGAUAGCGAGCAAGCGUUUAUCGAUGCACUGAAAGAGAUUUGGCUAUUCCCAGCAAAUCCCUUUUCGUUGGAUGUUAAAUUCAACGAAGCUGGCACAGAAAUACUAGCAUCACGUUUUAUGAUCCAAGCUGUAAAUAUUACGGAUACAAAUCACGAAAAGGUUAUGGUGAAGGAUUUAAGACAAAUCUGCAAGGAAUCCCCUUUGAACGCUACUGUUUUCCAUCCAUAUUUUGUAUUCUUUGAUCAGUUUGAGCUCGUAAGGCCUACCUCGAUACAGUCAAUGAUAGUCGGUGCACUGAUCAUGAUGCUAAUUUCGUUUAUAUUUAUUCCCAACUUUCUCUGCUCAUUGUGGGUCGCUUUUUCUAUUAUAUCCAUUGAGUUGGGUGUUGCUGGGUAUAUGGCUCUUUGGGACGUUAAUCUGGACUCUAUUUCCAUGAUUAAUCUUAUAAUGUGCAUCGGAUUCUCCGUAGAUUUUACCGCACACAUUUGCUACACUUACAUGUCCUCAAAAGCACGUACACCUGACGAGCGCGUGCGAGAAGCUCUCUACAGCCUGGGCAUGCCAAUAGUGCAGGGCAGCAUUAGCACUAUCCUUGGCGUAGUCGCGUUAUUGCUAGCGGAUAGCUACAUCUUUCUCGUAUUUUUCAAAAUGGUCUUUUUGGUAAUUUUCUUUGGCGCAAUGCACGGCCUGUUUCUGUUGCCUGUGUUAUUGUCCUUGUUUGGUCCAGGAUCAUGUACUUCACGCUAUCGUUCAGAGGAUGAUAACAAGUUAUCAUCGGUGGAGAAAACAUAUCCACAUCCUUACUGUAUAUCGCAUCCGCAAUUGGCCUUGACAGGGGCUUUUGGAAGUAAAAAUUUCCUCGGUGCACCGUAUAAAGCGUACGGAGAGGAUAAAGAUUUAGGCAUUGGUACAUCUGGAGAAGAUUCAAGCGAAAGUUCAAGUAGCAAAUCUCAGAGGCGCCAAGCAAUUGAAGAUGAAAAUACACGACGACGCUACGAGGAAGGCUGGAGACGUUCGACGCAUAACCUCACUGGACAGAGCCAGUUUCAGCCCAUGCUUGAUUUGUACGGACAAGAAGCUUUUUGGACUAAAACCACCAACAAAGUUCCAUUGAAGAUUGCAAACAGCCGAUACGGUUACGAUGACAUGAUGCUUAAUGGCGCACCAAACCAAUCUAGUGCCAAACAGCAACGAUCAGCGGAAUUCGAGCUCGAUCGUCCGGACGAUCGUCCUAAUUGCAGGAAAUCAGACGACGAACGCUUUAAAUCGCGUUACGAAGACAAUCGAACGUUUGUUGACGAUGAAACGAUUAAUGAUACCGAUUAUCAGCACACUAAUCGCUACUACGUAUACGAUACCAGUCAUGUGAAGCGACUUUCUAAUGAAAACGUUCCUGCAGCAAACAAAAACAACUCUAGCAAUACUGGAUUCCACCAUUUUCACCACGGUAGCAACGGCAGUCCUGCGAAUGAGCAUCAAACGAGUAACAUAAGCCGUAGAAAGUAUUCCGAUGAAAGUGACAAGCGUCGACGUCACAGUGACGAGAGACGUCCUCGAAAGUUUUCCCCACCGGAAGGAAUCUACAAACAGAAUCCGCAUCGUUCAUCAUCUCAACAUAAUCUCUAUUAUCCACGACAACCACCCCAGCGGACCACGUCUCAGACUAAUCUAAAUCAACUGCGGCAUAUGGGCGACAUGAGAUUUCCGUAG
Messenger RNA from Anopheles nili, 3561 nucleotides. RefSeq names its product patched domain-containing protein 3 (gene Ptr). Gene Ontology annotation, cellular component: cytoplasmic vesicle membrane; plasma membrane. NCBI's taxonomy places the organism in Eukaryota, Metazoa, Arthropoda, Insecta, Diptera, Culicidae. The record is from RefSeq and is a predicted model, not a curated record. Bases 1 to 3561 code for a protein of 1186 amino acids. The transcript has 8 exons.